AUGAAUCCUACGUUUUGCUUCGUUCUUGUCUUAACCUCUUUGUUUGCCACAAACGCCUCUGGUGAGGUUCUCGACAUCAAUGGAGACCUCAUUUUCGGCGGCAGUUACUACGUUCUCCCCGUUAACCGCGGCCAAGGGGGCGGGCUGACACUAGCAGGCCGCGGUGGUGAGCUAUGUCCUCUCGACAUCGUGCAGGAAUCAUCCGAGGUCGACGAGGGUAUCCCCGUAAAAUUCUCAAACUGGGCGCCUAGAGUUGCGUUCGUUCCCGAAUCAGAGAACCUUAACAUCGAGACAGACGUUGGAGCCACGAUCUGCGUCCAGUCAACGUACUGGCGAGUUGGUGAGUUUGACGAGGAGAGGAAGCAGUACUUUGUGGUGGCUGGUCCUAAGCCAGAAGGGUUUGAAGGAGAUUCAUUGAAGAGUUUCUUCCAGAUCAAGAAAUCUCAAGAUAUUGCUUACAAGUUUAUGUUAUGUCCUCCGAGUUGUGACUCUGGCCGUCCGAAAUGCAGGGACGUCGGGAUAUUCGUGGAUGAAAUCGGCGUCCGGCGUUUGGCUUUAAGCUCUAAACCGUUCUUGGUUAUGUUCAAGAAAGCUAAUGAGACCGAGAUUUCUUCCAAGACUAUGUGA
Messenger RNA from Microthlaspi erraticum, 627 nucleotides. Lineage: Eukaryota; Viridiplantae; Streptophyta; Magnoliopsida; Brassicales; Brassicaceae. The record is from the annotation of a GenBank genome assembly.